GCCUCAGCUGUCAUUCCCAAAAACAGGUGCUGUAAAUCAAUACCUCAGCAGUUACAUUUUGUCAGCUCCCUGGCAGGAGGCAGCACGGCCCUCCUCUGAUGGGACUUUAAAGGUGCUUUGUGUGCCUCCGUCUGUCUGACUGCAGUGAGAAGGAGCUGGGAAGAUGAAGGUCCAUUAUAUACUGCUCAUCUCCACAGCUGGGCUGGCCCUGUGCUAUGAACACGAGACUCGCCUUGUCGAGGACUUGUUCCGGGACUACAACAAGGUGGUGCGCCCAGUGGAGGACCAUCGGGACGCCGUCGUCAUCACUGUCGGGCUGCAGCUCAUCCAGCUUAUUAGCGUGGACGAAGUGAAUCAGAUUGUAACAACCAAUGUACGCCUGAAGCAGCAAUGGACAGAUGUCAACCUCAAGUGGAAUCCAGAUGACUACGGUGGCGUGAAAAAAAUCCGCAUCCCCUCAGAUGAUAUCUGGCGGCCAGAUCUUGUUCUUUACAACAAUGCAGAUGGCGAUUUUGCGAUUGUUAAAUUCACCAAAGUCCUUCUGGAGCACACAGGCCUGAUCACCUGGACACCACCAGCUAUUUUUAAAAGUUAUUGUGAAAUUAUAGUAACGCACUUCCCAUUCGACCAGCAGAACUGCAGUAUGAAGCUGGGAACUUGGACGUAUGAUGGCACAACGGUGGUUAUUAACCCGGAGAGUGAUCGUCCAGAUCUGAGUAACUUCAUGGAGAGCGGGGAGUGGGUGAUGAAGGAUUACCGUGGCUGGAAGCACUGGGUUUACUAUGCUUGCUGCCCUGACACUCCCUACCUUGAUAUCACCUACCACUUCCUUAUGCAGCGCCUGCCUCUCUACUUCAUCGUGAACGUCAUCAUUCCCUGUCUGCUCUUCUCCUUUUUAACUGGGUUUGUUUUUUACCUACCCACAGAUUCAGGCGAGAAAAUGACUCUCAGCAUCUCUGUCCUUCUGUCUUUGACUGUGUUCCUUCUGGUCAUUGUGGAGCUGAUUCCCUCCACGUCCAGUGCAGUGCCUCUGAUAGGCAAAUACAUGUUGUUCACAAUGGUGUUUGUCAUCGCUUCAAUCAUCAUCACGGUCAUUGUCAUCAACACCCACCACCGCUCCCCGAGCACGCACACCAUGCCACACUGGGUCAGGAAGAUCUUUAUUGACACAAUUCCAAACAUCAUGUUUUUCUCUACAAUGAAACGACCAUCCAGGGAUAAACAAGAAAAAAAUAUUUUUUCAGAAGAUAUUGAUAUUUCUGAAAUUUCUGGGAAGCCAGGUUCUGUGCCUGUCAACUUCUACUCCCCGCUCACCAAAAAUCCAGAUGUGAAAAAUGCUAUAGAGGGAAUCAAAUACAUUGCGGAAACAAUGAAAUCGGACCAAGAAGCCAGUAAUGCUGCAGAAGAAUGGAAGUUUGUUGCGAUGGUGGUUGAUCAUCUUCUCCUUGGCAUAUUUAUGCUAGUUUGUAUUAUAGGAACAUUAGCUGUAUUUGCUGGUCGCCUUAUUGAACUAAAUCAGCAAGGAUGAACAUCAACUGGAAAUUAAUUGUUGCCCUGGUCAGCAUCUGAAAGCAUCUUAGCUAUGAAAAUCUGCCUAGCCUCUGAAAGUUUCACAGAAUGGAAGCCAGCCCUGCUGGGAAAGAGCAGGGUGGUAAUACAUAAGGUUCCAUACCUAGCACUUCUGAGCUGCUGCUCUGUGGAAUUUCAUUCCCAAAAAGAAAUUCUUGUGUU
Colius striatus (speckled mousebird) is the source of this 1731-nucleotide messenger RNA. RefSeq names its product cholinergic receptor nicotinic alpha 1 subunit (gene CHRNA1). NCBI's taxonomy places the organism in Eukaryota, Metazoa, Chordata, Aves, Coliiformes, Coliidae. Bases 164 to 1528 code for a protein of 454 amino acids. The transcript is spliced from 9 exons. The record is from RefSeq and is a predicted model, not a curated record. Gene Ontology annotation, molecular function: transmembrane signaling receptor activity; acetylcholine-gated monoatomic cation-selective channel activity. Gene Ontology annotation, cellular component: postsynaptic membrane; neuron projection; synapse. Gene Ontology annotation, biological process: signal transduction; regulation of membrane potential; nervous system process.